AUGGUGAACCUGAAGCAGCUUGCCCUCUGCUUACUUCUCAUUUUGGCCUGCACCCUUUCAGCCAGCCGUGGGGCAGAAAUAGCAGCCGCUUCAGAUGUUUCAGCAUGCAUGAUGGAUUCGAAGGAACACAUCAGCUGGGCAAAUGCCGGGGGUGAAGCGCCCGUGCGGUUAUCUGUCCUGGUGGUGUCGCCCCCUUCUUCUGGCCACUUCUUACCUCUUGUCUCCAUUGCGGCCGAGCUCAAGUCAAGGGGCCACGACGUCACGUUCCUGGGACUGGUGCACAGGGAGCGCGAGUACUUCUUCCUCAAGGAGCUCAACCGCACGAAGAUCCCCUUCCACCAGCUGGGCUACUGGCCGAGGAGCCUUCCGGACGACCAGGCGCGCCACGAAUCAAACGCGUUUAAAGCGGCCGCCAGCGAGCGCCCCCCCUUCCUCGCGUUCAUGGAAGGCGACGUCGCGUCCUGGGUCGGGUUGGAUCGGUACCUCGCGCAGCUGGCAGACGACGCGAGCGCGCCAGGGGGCGAGACGGGUCGCCGGGCUCCUGCUGACGUCAUGGUCAUCGACCACGGCUUCCGGGCGUGCGGCGCGAGCGCGGAGGCGAAGUACAAUAUCACUCCGGUUUACGUGCACACGUGGAGGAACUUCGUCCUCGCGCCGUCCUGGCCGUUCUCGGCAGCGGCUCUGGAACGAGAGGUGCCCCCGCAACUGCACUCGUGGUUAAGCGGUCACAGCCCCUCGUCUGUCGUCCUUGUUAACCUAGGCACGGUUAACCCCCUAACCCGCGGCAUGGUCGGGCUCAUAAUCGAGGGGCUUGGAAACGUAAACCUGGACGUGCUAUGGGUGGUCAAGGAAUCUGCCUGGGGCGUUCUCGAGCCCUUCGAGAUCCCACCCAGUUUCCGGAUGGAGAAGUUUAUCCCCCAGAGGGAGGUCUUGCGCCACCCCGCCAUCGCCGCAAUGAUUACGCACUGUGGCAACAACGGGGUGCAGGAGGCUCUGGCGAGUGGGAUCCCAGCGAUUGGUCUACCCGUGAUGUACGACCAAUUCGACGUCGCGCAGCGACUCGCGCACGCGGGCUUCCCCACCCUGCACCCGCUGCGCGCCACGCCGGCCGACCUUUCUGCGGCAGUGCGCGCGGUGACCGCGCGAGACCCGGCCACGGAGAACGUCUACCGGGCGAAAGCGCGCAAGAUCGCGCGCAUCUUUCGGUACCUGGGAGAGUUUGUCGAGCAUGUCGCAGAAUUUGGGGUCGACCACUUGCGGACGGCGGACCUCGACAUGCCAUUCGUUGUCAAGUACAAGCUGGACUCUUCAGCCUUCGCGGUUGCGGUGGCCGCAAUCGGGAUUUUGUCCGUUCGUUUCGUCGUACGAUGUCAAAUGAAGAAGCUAGCCAUUGCUUCGGGAAAGUGA
Molecule: messenger RNA, 1407 nt
Organism: Klebsormidium nitens
Lineage: Eukaryota; Viridiplantae; Streptophyta; Klebsormidiophyceae; Klebsormidiales; Klebsormidiaceae
Source: the annotation of a GenBank genome assembly